Messenger RNA from Sardina pilchardus (European sardine), 3202 nucleotides. RefSeq names its product RFNG O-fucosylpeptide 3-beta-N-acetylglucosaminyltransferase (gene rfng). Gene Ontology annotation, biological process: regulation of Notch signaling pathway; pattern specification process. The record is from RefSeq and is a predicted model, not a curated record. Bases 737 to 1912 code for a protein of 391 amino acids. Gene Ontology annotation, molecular function: O-fucosylpeptide 3-beta-N-acetylglucosaminyltransferase activity. The transcript is spliced from 9 exons. NCBI's taxonomy places the organism in Eukaryota, Metazoa, Chordata, Actinopteri, Clupeiformes, Clupeidae. Gene Ontology annotation, cellular component: Golgi membrane.
AGACCCACAUCAAGAUUUGCUGCCGCUAGGGGCGUCUAGAUUUCUAGGCUACCAUCCAUCGCUAACUGCAGGUCAGUAGCACAAGCAGUGGUAGUGCCAGGCAGAGGGCGCUCGGUCCCAUAGCAUGCUCCUUUGUGGUAAUAAAGCCUACGGUGAUAAACUAGUCAGCGUCCAAAAUGCACUGAAUCGAGCCAGCACGGAGCAUUUAAAAACUGUCGUCACGAAGGCAGUCCGUGGCGUUCGGGGCUCUGGAAACAGAUGCAGGGACUACAUGACUGUUUUGGCAUUGUCUCACUGAAACGGUACCGGAGGAAAACCUAGCUGCCCGCUUCGGUGUAUGCUAGAUAAGUUCAGGAGCCGCACUGUUGAUACCAGUGUCGAGUCAAUACCAGGGCGGAGAACAAAAAGAUUCAACGCUGAUGCUAGCGUUUUGGGAACACUGUUUCCCUCAGCUCAGAUCUGUACUAUUUUUGGCACACUUUGGCGAGCAACUUUUCUCUCAUCCUCCGGACAAUGACUUUCAUGACAGCUUCGGAAGAUAAAUAAUUUUUCUGCGGAGGUCAAGUUGAGGAGUUCCUACCAAAACAUGUGCCAGCCUCCGAGUCAAGGACACACUGUGAUGUGCUGAGGAUGGCUGGUCCAAACGCAAGUGCCUGUGGCCCUGCAGGCUAAACGCCAACCCUCCCCCUCCCUCCCUUCCUCCCUCCCCACCUGCAGAGGAAGGUCGGAAGGAAGGAUGCACCUGUCCCACAUCGGCAUCAGCAAGCUCUGCUUCCUCGUCUCGCUGGCCUUCUGCGCCUUCCUCCUGCUCCUGAUCCCAACCCUCCAGGCCCCCCCACGCCAGGGGGACCGGCUGCCGCCCCCGCCCCGACCUCAUGCCAAGCCCGCCAGCGAGGCGGAGGCCCGUUCUCCGUCCGGCGGCAGUGCCCGCUCGAACAAGACCACCGCGGGACGCAAGGUCACGCUCGACAAGAGCCAACAGACUCUUAAAGUGAAUGCCGGGGCCGAGUUCAGGUCCCUCAAGGGGGACGCAGGCGUUGCUGCCGCUGCUGCCGCUGCUCAGAGGAGAUAUUCGGGGUCUCGUUCCAGAGACCCGCUGGAGCUCAAAGACAUUUUCAUCGCCAUCAAAACAACCAAGAAGUACCACAAGACUCGCCUGGACCUGCUCUUCCAGACCUGGGUGUCCAGAGCAAAGGAGCAGACCUUCAUAUUCACUGAUGGUGAAGAUAAGGAGCUGAGGAAGAAACCAGGGCUGAAUAUGAUCAACACGAACUGCUCGGCUGCUCACACCCGUCAGGCCCUGUGCUGCAAGAUGUCUGUGGAGUACGACAAGUUCAUUGAGUCACAGAAAAAGUGGUUCUGCCACGUGGACGACGAUAACUACGUGAUCCUGCCCAGCCUGCUGCGGCUGCUGGCCUCCUACUCCCACACGCAGGACGUGUACCUGGGCCGGCCCAGCCUGGACCACCCCAUAGAGGCGGCCGAGAGGGUCAAGAGCGACGGAUCGGUGUCCGUCAAGUUCUGGUUUGCCACCGGUGGAGCCGGUUUCUGCAUCAGUAGAGGACUGGCGCUCAAAAUGAGUCCGUGGGCAAGCCUCGGCAACUUCAUCACCACGGCAGAGAAGAUCCGUCUCCCUGACGACUGCACCAUAGGCUACAUCAUCGAGGCGUUGCUGGAGGUCUCCAUGACGCACACACACCUGUUCCACUCACACCUGGAGAACCUGCAGCGGUUGCCCAGCAACACUGUGUUAGAUCAGGUGACCCUGAGCUAUGGAGGAUUUGAGAAUAGAAGGAAUGUGGUCAGUGUCGGAGGCAUCUUCUCAUUGGCCGAAGACGCGUCACGGUUCAAAACCAUCCACUGUCUUCUGUAUCCAGAGACGGAAUGGUGCCCCAAAAAGGGCCACCCCUGACCUCUGACCCCCGGCUGUCCCAGGGUCGCCCCCCCGUCCGUCGGAUCCCCCAAAGCACUCCUCCAUUUCUUCACGAACUAUCUCUGGUCCCCCUGGAGCAAUGUUGAGCUUCUCCAAAAAUCAACGGUUUACCACUUCUGGGACUUUUUUUCGUUAAAAAAAAAAAAAAAGCUGUUUCAGCUUUUCAUACACAUUUUUUAUUGAGGUACAAAAGCCAGGUUUGUAUCUGGCUGCUUCUUGAGACAGGGUAAAGGCUUUAAUUUAUUAUUAUUAGUCCCAAACCAUUUGAAAGACUGGAUGGACGGACAUGAGAAGUAUUAGUGAAUAUUGAAAAGCAAAUCAGUAUUACCGACAAUAGGUCUGUGGGGACAUGUUGCUUCAUUCUGUCAGGCUUUGACUUUUUUUUUCGCCAUCGGCCUGUUAAACGUACGUGUAAGAAUCCAUAAUAGCACAUGCCAGCCAAUAUUUUGACCACUGCUAAUGCAAUCGAGGUGUAGAAAUGGGAGCCUGUUUUACGACAGUGGAGCCAUUGUGCUUGGCGGCCAUUUUGUAAGAAACAUUUUGGGCUCUUUUUGUGUGAGUGAACCACAGCACUGAUUCAAUCACCCAAUCAUGCCAGGUUAUUCACUUGGAGGGAGUUAUUCAUAGUUCAGUUCAGGUCAUUACGCAAUUUGUGUGGACAUUAAAUUUAAUGACAUCAUUUCGAAGGCAGUAAAAUCACUGUCGUUUUAAAGAUCAUUAUUGCCCUGUUUUAAGAACCAUGAGAUUUGACACACACACACACCACCCCAUUAACUCCAUCAUGACAAAACGAAAUGUUCCAUUCCAAGUUCUUGCCUGAAAGGAGUGAUUUGAGUUGGUCAAUUUUUUAAGUAGACUUUUACCUUUUAAAAGGUCAAAACUUUUCAAAAAGAAAAGCUGAUAUUCCUGCCAAGUCUUGUGUGCUAGUCAGUCCCUGUGUCCUUCAUUAUGUUCUUGACUUUUCAUGCUCUGUUGAAUCGCAGAAGCGCAAUCACUGCUGGUCAGUGGUGGGUGUAGUUACACACAUGCCAAAACCAACACGCUAUAUGAUGUUUAUUGUCCUACGCAACACAACCUUGUGAAUGUGCACUCGAUCACAAAAAACAAAUGAUGGCUAGCACAUACCCGUGAUAAAACACUAUACGAGUGAGAGUUGCAAAAAACACUACCAAAGAAUGUUGUGGUUGAUUCCUAUGUGUUCUGUUCUGUUAUGUAUAUGUGUGUAAGUUUGUGUGUCUGAAAAUAAAGCAUGUUGCCAGUUGCUACAGA